Geodia barretti is the source of this 210-nucleotide messenger RNA. The record is from the annotation of a GenBank genome assembly. NCBI's taxonomy places the organism in Eukaryota, Metazoa, Porifera, Demospongiae, Tetractinellida, Geodiidae.
AUGGGAUUCCUGCGAGGCAUCGGCCCUCUCGAAAUUAUCAUCAUUCUUGGCCUGAUAUUGUUGGUCUUCGGGUGGCGGAGAAUGCCGGAGAUUGGCAGUUCCAUGGGCAAGGGCAUUCGCACGUUUAAGUCCGCGCUGCUUGGCGAUGACGAGAAACCACGCCAGGACCCGCCUGUUGCCAAGAGCGGCGACGAGUCCAGCCCCUACUAA